Abrus precatorius (Indian licorice) is the source of this 1333-nucleotide messenger RNA. RefSeq names its product glycine-rich protein 23. Bases 165 to 1016 code for a protein of 283 amino acids. The transcript has 8 exons. Gene Ontology annotation, molecular function: RNA binding. Lineage: Eukaryota; Viridiplantae; Streptophyta; Magnoliopsida; Fabales; Fabaceae. The record is from RefSeq and is a predicted model, not a curated record.
AUAACACCCCAAACCCAAAGACGCAUAAUACGGACCCUGAGGUUUAAGAAAUACUUUACCCUUCUAUUCUUUUUUCUUCUCCUCUUCUACUCUAGGGUUUUAAGCUUAGGGUUUCACUCUCUCUCUCUCUCUCUCUCUCUCUCUCUCUUCCGGCAUAGCCAGCCAUGGAUAGGUACCAGAAGGUUGAGAAGCCCAAGCCUGAGUCUCCCAUCAACGAGAACGAGAUCCGAAUCACAACACAAGGCGCCAUUCGUAACUACAUCACCUACGCCACUUCCCUUCUCCAGGAAAAGCAUGCAAGAGAGAUUGUCUUGAAGGCAAUGGGACAAGCAAUCAGCAAGACAGUUGCGAUUGCAGAGAUUUUAAAGAAGAGAAUUCCCCGGCUGCACCAGGAUACUGGCAUUAGCUCAGUUAGCAUAACAGAUGUGUGGGAACCCAUUGAAGAGGGUCUUGUACCCGUGGAAAUGACUCGACAUGUCUCUAUGAUCUCAAUCACCUUAUCAACUAGAGAAUUGAACAAAAAUUCUCCUGGGUAUCAAGCUCCACUUAUUGUGGAACAACCAAAGCCACAUACCAAUUAUCAGCAGCAACCUAUAAAACCAGCGCGGGGUCCUUAUAAUGCUGUAAAUGAAGACUCAUAUGGCCGUGGUCGAGGUCGGGGUCGGGGGAGAGGGAGAGGAAGGAAUUGGGGAAGGGGUGGUUAUGGCUAUCAAGGUGGUUAUGGAAAUUAUCAAGGUGGAUAUGGGUAUUACCAGGGUGGGUAUGCAAAUUAUCAAGAUAAUGGUGGGUAUUCAAAUCGGGGACGAGGUGGCGGACGAGGUAGAGGUUGGGGGUAUCGUGGUACUGGUUAUGAAGGUGGCAGAGGUGGAGGUGGUGGUUAUGAAGGAGGCAGAGGUGGUGGUUAUGAAGGAGGCAGAGGUGGUGGUUAUGAAAGAGGCAGAGGUGGAGGCAGGGGUUAUGGGCGUGGAAGGGGACGAAUGGGUGGACGUACAAGGGGUGGUGGCAACCAGGCAUGAUAGCAAAGGAUGCUAUUGCCAUUCUUGCUGUGAAUGCUUGCCUUGACAGUGCGGUUAAUGUUUCUAGAAUACUGUGUUGAUAGUGUGAUGUGGCUCAUGUCGAUCCAGCAUAUUAUUAAGCAGUAUUUUAUGUUUUUUCGUCAUGAAAUUGAUAUGGGCAAGGUUUUGUUCAUCUUUAGAUUUAGCUGGAAAGCAUCUUGGUUUUAUGAUUGCUGUAAUUCAUUUCAACUUUUAUGGUUGCCAACACCAUAUUUUUAUCUGUAUCUGGUUUCUAUAUUGCUUUUAUUUUAAUGAAAAGUAGCGUUUUCUUUGAUAAA